Molecule: messenger RNA, 2912 nt
Organism: Carassius gibelio (silver crucian carp)
Lineage: Eukaryota; Metazoa; Chordata; Actinopteri; Cypriniformes; Cyprinidae
Gene: stoml3a
Product: stomatin (EPB72)-like 3a
Exons: 8
Coding region: 1780-2781 (333 amino acids)
Cellular component (GO): plasma membrane
Source: RefSeq, a predicted model, not a curated record
CAAGUCACCUUUAUUUAUAUAGCGCUUUAAACAAAAUACAUUGCGUCAAAGGAACUGAACAACAUUCAUUAGGAAAACAGUGUAUCAAUAAUGCAAAAUGUCAGUUUAAUGCAAUUCAUUAUUGAAUUCAGUGAUGUCAUCUUUAAGUGUUUAAGUAGUGUCUGUGCAUUUAUUUGCCAUCAAGUCAGUGAUAUCGCUGUAGAUGAAGUGACCCCAACUAAGCAAGCCAGAGGCAACGACGGCAAGGAACCAAAACUCCAUCGGUGACAGAAUGGAGAGAAAAACCUUGUGAGAAACCUGGCUCAGUUGGGGGGCCAGUUCUCCUCUGACCAGACGAAACCAGCAGUUCAAUUCCAAUUGCAAUUCAAUUCCAGCAAAGUCAGAUUGUGCAGAAGAAUCAUCUGUUUCCUGUGGUCUUGUCCUGGUGGUCAUCUGAGACCAGGACUUUACAGAGGAUCUGUAUCAGGGGCUAUAGUUGACUGCUGUAUUUCAGGGAUGUAGAGGUCCUUUCUAGGUGCCGAUGCACCAUCUAGAUACUUCUGUUUCUUUGGAGGAUAUCAACUCAGAUGGGCAGAGACAAAGAGCACAUAGGAGUGGCACCUCUGUAUUCAGACCCCAACUAUGAUCCGAACAUUUCCUGCCAAUGGAGCACUCUUUUUAGCAUAUGAAGUCAGCCGCAAGAAAUGAUGCAACUUUUUUUAACAAUGAUUCCAGUCUGCAAGAUUCUCUGAAAGACUUUUUUUUUUUUUUUUAAUUACCUAUCAUCCAUAUCUGCUGGUCACAUGUUAGCAAACAUGGAAAGCAAUUUACAGUAUUUAGUAAAAUCUUCAUUCUUCCAGGAAGUAGCGCUAUAAAGAUUUUACAAUUCAUUUUGCAUUACUCACAUUAAAUAAUUCUAUUAAAUAUAUAAAUAAAAUAACAGUUCUAUUAGCUAGAGGGCAUGCUGGAUUGUGUGAUAUCAUAGUCAGCAAUACUCUUGAAUACAUUAUGCAGUAAAAGUGACAACGCAUAAUGUCAUAAUGCCAAGGAAAGUUUUUUAUUUAUAUAUAGGCAGUGUUCAUUGAGUUGAUCUAAUGUUUACAAACAGCUUAUCUCUAUGGUGAGGUUUUCUAGAUUGCAUGUGUCUCUGGAGACCCAAAGCUCUUCACAGUUACCUUUAAUGAGGUCUUGGUAUACACAUAUCUGUAUUUUAUUAAUUAGAUAAUUAUUAUUAUUUAUUUUUUAACUAGAGAUAAUAAAAUAUACAAUCUAUCAAAAGGUAUACCUACUGUACAAACUUUAUAAAGGAAAAUGUAAAUGUGAUAUUACAAUAAAUAAUCAAACCGUGGUUUUAACAAACUGAAAUUUCAAUCAAAAUAGUGUAUAUAUAAAAUAUGUGUGACAGCAUGCCCCAACAUGCCAAAAAUAAAAAUACAAACCAUGUCUGCAUACCAAAUUGCAUACAUACACUAUUUUCCACAGUCAUCCACAUAGAUGAACCUCUGCCAAAAGGGGCUAAACGUUAUAUGGUCUAGCUUCAACCAAUAGCUACAGCAAUAAUAUGAUACUGGAAUUCCAGUUUGGAGAACACAACACACAGGUUAUAUCUAGUCAUGUAUCAUCAUUUGUCAUGUGAUUUAACAACUCAUAUUUCCUCUGCCAUGUAAUACAUCCAGUAAUCUAGGAUUUAUAAAUGUCCCACUACAGCUAUAACAAACUGCAAAACUAAAUAUAUAUUUUUAAAUAAUUUAUUUUGCUCCUCAUAAUAUUCAGGUUCAUGGUAUUCGCAUCUGAUAUAUAAUGAGUCUCCUCCAGUUUUGCUCUGCAUGCACCAUGUCUAAUGGGAAGCAGGACACACCCUUAUGGGAAGGUGAGCACAUAUUGCAAGCUCCUGUUACCUGCUGCCUGCAGCAACACAUCUCAAGUUUGGUAUCACUCUUCAAAAUGACCACCGUAAUUAGGGUACAAAACCAGGAGACUGGGAGCAGCACACAUACAACACAAGAUGAUAAACCUCCCUCACUGGGAUGCUUUGGCUGGUUCAUUAUCUUUAUCGCCAUCAUUAUCACCAUAGGGUUGCUUCCUGUUACCAUGUUUAUGUGCAUCAAGAUUGUGAAGGAGUAUGAAAGGGCUGUGAUCUUUCGAUUAGGUCGUAUUGUGGACAAGAAACCAAAAGGACCUGGAAUUUUCUUUGUGCUGCCAUGUACUGAUACAUUCAGGAAGGUGGACUUGAGAACGGUGACAUUUGAUAUUCCUGCUCAAGAGUUUCUGACAAAGGACUCUGUGACCGUAAGUGUGGAUGGUGUGGUGUACUUUCGUGUCUUUGACCCGAUCUGUUCCGUGGCCAACGUGUCGAAUGCAGACCAUGCAACACGGCUGUUGGCACAGACCACCCUGCGAAAUGUUCUGGGCACAAAGAGCCUGUCAGAGCUGCUGUCUGACAGAGAGGGCAUCUCAUACAACAUGCAGACGGCCUUGGAUGAGGCCACUAGCGUGUGGGGCAUUAAAGUGGAGCGAGUGGAGAUAAAGGAUGUUAAACUGCCCAUCCAGCUUCAGAGAGCCAUGGCAGCAGAAGCUGAAGCUGCUCGAGAAGCACGUGCAAAGGUGAUUGCAGCUGAGGGUGAGAUGAAUGCCUCGCGGGCACUGAAGGAAGCGUCUCUGGUGAUCUCUGAGUCACCGUCAGCUCUGCAGCUGCGAUACCUCCAGACUCUAAACGCCAUAGCAGCAGAAAGAAACUCCACCAUUAUCUUCCCCGUGCCUAUUGAUCUCAUUCAGCAUUUCACAUCAAAAAAGAAUGAAUGAUUUCCAGAUUUCCAUGAUUCUAGUAUUUUCAAAAAGCUAUAAUGUGAUGUUUUUUUUCUUCCUUUUUCUAUGAAACCGAAUUCAGUGAGAAAUAAUGCUGCCUUUGAAGGAAUAAUUCACCCAAAAAUGAA